This is a messenger RNA of Bathycoccus prasinos, 1443 nucleotides long. RefSeq lists its product with no specific name. Lineage: Eukaryota; Viridiplantae; Chlorophyta; Mamiellophyceae; Mamiellales; Bathycoccaceae. The coding region runs from base 1 to 1443 and encodes 480 amino acids. The transcript has a single exon. Gene Ontology annotation, molecular function: cysteine-type deubiquitinase activity. Gene Ontology annotation, biological process: protein deubiquitination. The record is from RefSeq and is a predicted model, not a curated record.
AUGACCAAAACCACCACCCUCACGCUCUCCCAAAAGAUUUCCCAGUCCAUCACCCCGGUUUCGGUCUGUCAAAACUUACCGUUCGACCGGUACGAACGCACGUGCGUGCAUUUGCAACGACAACUCGCGGUGUACCGGCUCGAAACGAACAUCGUGCAAAUCUAUCGACUCGGUCUCGGUUUUGUCUCUUUAGUCGAAGAGACGAUGAAGAAACACCACGCGUGGCGAGAAAACGAGAUGCGGUUUCAACGGUGGCAACGCGAGGCCGAGGACGUGUGCGGGGAGCUGGAGACGUUGAAAGGGGAGAUUAAUGCACUGGUUGGGGUGGAAAAGUAUUCGCACGCGACAUCGACGUUUAAGACGAUGAGGCGACCGCCGCCGGUGGCGAGAGAAGAAGAGACGAGCAAGGACGCUAUGUUGGUGGCGGUGGGGUCGUCGGUGUCGUCAAAGUCGUCCUCAGCGGCGGCGGCGACGAUGAGAGCAGUAGGCGCGGGAACGGCGGCGUCGACAUCGUCGUCGGCGGCGUCGCGACGAACAGAAGGCGCGGCGGCGAAGAGCGGGAAACACUCCUUAUUGAGCGGAGAGGUGAUUACGGAGAAGGUGAAAGGGCUGGAUAUAGGGGUGUCUUCGAAUAGUACUAAUAACAACAACAGAAACAACAACAAUACGGGCGCGAGCGACGCCUUCUUAGGCGAUUAUCGGUCGCCGGUGAGGUCUCUCAUGGACGACGAAAUCGGUUACGGCGAUUACGGUGACGGCGCGUUGAAACCGUCGACUCCUCCUCCACCUCCUCCUCUUCCGGUUCCGCCGCCGUCAUCGUACGAUUCGUACGAUUACGUUCCUUCCGCGGGAUCGAUCGAGUUCCGACCAUCCGUCGUCCUCCAACACGCGCAGAAACCACCUUCCUCUUCAGCCGCCUCCUUGGACCACCUCAAGUUGGACAAACGCCUCGAGCUUUACGGUUUGAAAGAGUUCAUCGUGAACGGGGACGGUAACUGUCAGUUUCGAGCGAUUAGCGACCAAUUAUACGGCGACCAAUCGCACCACGCUUCCGUGCGAGCGGUAGUUAUCGGGCAAAUGCGCGCCAGACCGGAUCGAUACGCCGCCUUCGUAGAAUCGCCGAGCGACGACAACCAAAACGAUACCACCACCGAGCUCGCAAACUACCACGCGUACCUCCGCAACAUGUCCAAACCCGGAUCCUGGGGCGACCACGUCACCCUCCAAGCCGCCUCCGACGCGUUCGGCCUCCCAUUUUGCGUCAUCACUUCCUACCGCGAUAACUUUGUUCUCGAAAUUCAGCCGGAAAAACGCAAACAUCAUCAACGAGUGAAUAAUAAUAAUAAUAACGAGGAGGAGGAGAAAGUGCUCUGGAUUUCCUUUUGGUCCGAGGUCCACUACAAUAGCUUAUACCCGAUAGAUUCCAGUAAGUUUAGUACAUAG